Sinocyclocheilus grahami is the source of this 1893-nucleotide messenger RNA. Its product is annotated as HEAT repeat-containing protein 3-like. The record is from RefSeq and is a predicted model, not a curated record. Gene Ontology annotation, biological process: protein import into nucleus; ribosomal large subunit biogenesis. The coding region runs from base 1 to 1695 and encodes 564 amino acids. Lineage: Eukaryota; Metazoa; Chordata; Actinopteri; Cypriniformes; Cyprinidae. The transcript has 14 exons.
AUGGGAAAGACUAAAAUCAACAAAUUCAAACGGCCAUCGUUUUCUCCCGAUGGUCUUUCAUCAACUCCUGUUAAACAGACUGGGGACGAAUCAGAAGAUGAAGACUCUCCGGCGGCGGAGCUGCUCGAUAAAGUACAGCAGAGUCAGACGAUCCCAGGAUUCCUCCAGAGAGAUGCAGUCAGGAAAAUAGGACCUUUACUGCUGGACCGCAGCCUGGCGGUGAGAGAGACUGCUGCUGGAGCACUCAGAAAUCUUAGUGCCUGCGGAGGCCCUGAAGUGUGUGAGGACAUGGUGAGACAGGAUGCGCUGACGCCUCUGUCUGCUCUCCUGAGGGAGUGCUGCACUGCCUUUGACGUGAGCUCUUCUCCUACUGUGAAAGGACAGAAACACAUGGUGGAAGACGUCGCCAAUGAGGCUGUAAACUUGCUUUGGAACCUCUGUGAGAGCAGCAGCACAGCUGUGUCAGUGUUUAACAAGACUGGACUUCUAGAUGUUCUUCUACACUGUCUACAGAGACACCCUCAGAAUAUGGAGCUGGCAAUAUCAGCAGCCCACUGCUUGCACACAGUAACAGAAGAGAACGCAGAGCUCGCGCGCAGUGUGAAUGCAGCCGUGUUUGGGGUCUUGGAAAACAUUAUGUUCUCCACUCACAGCAGUAUGGAAUACACUCUCCUGCGAUCGCUGGCUGCAGGCUCUUUAUGGAAUCUGAAGAGCGGUCUGUCUUCAGCACAGCAGUCUCAGACGUUGACGGCGCUGGCCACCACUCUCUCACACAGCCUCAUUCUGGAUGCGGGAGAGCUCAUCCCAGAGCUGUGGCGUGCAGAGUCUGCCCGUCUGUCCAAAGAGACCACAUCUGCAGCGGAGUCAGAUCAUACAGACGAACGCCCCGCAGGUCACGAGGCCGAAGAUAUGGAGGAGGACGUGAGAGGUGAAAAGAUGAAUGGAGGAAAGCCUAAUGGACAAAUGUCAAAAACAAAAAAUGACAUCUCAGAUCUGUUGCCUAGAGACAGACUGGAGUUGCGAGGGGCCAAAGCAUUGCUGUCAGCACAGCAGACAUCACUGGAGAUCAUCGUCAACAUGUGCUGUUCUGAUGAGCCCUCAGAUGACGAGUGGGAGGAGAUGUCCAGCAGCGAUGAGAGCGAGAUGUGUGCUGAUGGGAUGUCAUCAGUGAAGGCAUUAAAGGAUGAGGAGUUCCUGGAGGCUGUGACCAGUGCUCUUCGUUCUCUACUAAAGAUCAUGGCUACCAAAAACAUCCCUCAGUGUAUGACUCCACACCAGCUUAUGAGUUUUUGUGAGGCUGCCACCAGCUGUGAGCUGGUCAGCGUGAGAGUUAAUGCUCUGGCCGUUCUCGGUAUCACAGGAAGCUCUCUUGCCAAAGAGAAAAACACAGCAGACACUCUACAGUUGAUUGGAAAUGCAUUACUGAAUAUCGCAAUGAAGGACUCAAACCUGGUAGUGUGCGGGGAAGCGCUGGAUGCGCUCUUCGAUGUGUUUGCAGAUGGCGAUGAAGCAGAGAAAGCUGGAAAAAAUAUUAACCUGCUUUCAUCUCUUAAAGCACUUCAGCCAGGGUUUAGAGCUAAGCUGCGAAAAGAAGGCAAAGGAAAAUACAGCCCUGAUCAGCUUUGUGUUCUGGACAACAUAAGGAUCAACCUGAAGAGAUUCAUCAGCUACUCGGAGAACCUGCAGAGAAAAUGAGAUUUCAGAGAUCAGUAGCACAAAUUCUCUGCAAACAUCUCGCCUUGUUUUAUUUAGCAUUUUCUGUCCAUACUCCUCUCUGGUUUUCUUUUGGUUUUAUUGUAAUGUGAGAGUGUUUAUGUGCGGAAAUUAAGAUAAAAAAAGUUUGUAAAACCAAACAUAUAUAUAUAAGUGCUUUAAUUAAAGCAUAAACUAUCA